Messenger RNA from Physcomitrium patens, 2746 nucleotides. RefSeq names its product putative FAD-linked oxidoreductase ARB_02478. The record is from RefSeq and is a predicted model, not a curated record. Lineage: Eukaryota; Viridiplantae; Streptophyta; Bryopsida; Funariales; Funariaceae. Gene Ontology annotation, molecular function: FAD binding; oxidoreductase activity.
UACUGUUGAUUCGACUUGGCUUAUUUGCCCAAGAUUUGAGUUUUCUUGUCACCAACGAUUUAUUUAUUCUUGAACGAAGAUGAACUGCGGCCUGCAGUGUUCAAUCGAACAUGUUCUGGGAAGGGUCUGUUUGAAUGGAGAUGAGGUCGUGGCCUGCGGGACCUCGAUGCACUGGUUAUGAUCUCUGGUUACGUCAUCAGGCACUGACACGACUGCGCCGAGCACGAAGUGUCGGCUUCCUUUACAACCUGAAAGUAUCUAAUUUAUUACAUUUGAGAGAGAGUUAGAUCGAAACGUGUGUCCAUUCAUAGUCAAAGCAAGCGGAUGAUCCGCAUCCGGUUGCUACUUUUUCAAUGUUUUUGUAACUGAGCAUGAGGGCAUUGUGCUGCAUCCCAAUGUGUUGCAUCUGUUAAAGUGCACACACGCAGCUCAGUGGGCGAGUAGAGAUUUGCAAGUAUUACGAGUCAGCUCUUAUUAGGUUGAGGACUUCAAGUUCUAGAUGCCAGAAAUUGAUUUACCUGCAACAUAAAACCAUUUUCUUCUCUAGACAUAGACGAAAUUGCGACUGGUGCUGGUAAUAAAUAUUGAUGCUUAACUGGAUGUUCAGAUUUCGAAAGAAAUCAAGACAUGCUAUCCCUCUGAUUCUGCUUCCAAGCAGCUGGAGACUUGAUCAGGGAUACGCGAUGCGUGGCGACCAGGAUUCACUUGGAUGGCCACUGUACAUAAUGAUACUGUACGCCGUUACAGUUGCUGUUUCUUACGCCUCUGCAGAAUCUUACAAGUGCCGCUGCUUGGAUACAAAUGCUGCUUGUUGGCCAUCAAAACGAGAAUUGAAUGAAUUCAAUUGCAGUGUGGGUGGUCGCCUGAUCACUCCGAAUCCAACGGGAAGGCCUUGUCAUGACCCGCACUACAACCCUUCACUUUGUCAGAGCUUACGGAACAAUUACUUCGAUGCGUAUUUGCGUGCAGACAACGCUGGAAGCAUGCAAUGGGAGAAUUGGGAGGACAAAGGUCAGGAAACUUGUUCCAUGGAUGCGCCAGUGAGCAGCAAAUGUCAUCAAGGCCAGGUACCGGUGCUGGGAGUCCAGGUAGAAAAGGUCGACGACAUUCAAAAGGCCAUUAAAUUCGCAGCCCGCCACAAUCUUCGAGUUGCCGUCAAGAGCAGCGGGCAUGAUUUCCUCGGCCGAAGCACGGCACAUGGUUCGUUUCUGAUCUGGAUGCACAAGUUCAAAAACAUAAGCAUCCAUGAUUCAUUCGUGCCCUCCAGCAGGUGCGGGAAACAUUCCACACCGGCUGUCACAGUUGUCGGAGGUGUCGGGUGGGGGGAGGUUACAGACGCACUCAAGCCCACCGGAUACAUCACUGUGAGUGGAAAUGCCCGGACCGUUUGCGCUACUGGUGGUUACAUUCAGGGUGGCGGUCACGGAUCCUUAAGCCCUCAAUUCGGGCUAGCCGUGGACAGCGUGCUACAGAUUGAGGUUGUCACGGCUGACGGGAAACUGCGCACAACAAAUGCAUGUAAAGAUCCAGAGCUUUUCUUCGCCUUGCUCGGAGGAGGAGGUGGUACAUAUGGAGUCGUGACGUCUGUUACGUACAAGCUACACCGAAGCCCAAGCAACUUUGCAGGGUUCUUUUAUGUGUUCUCCCCGCCGAAUGGAACCGUCUGGUCAACAGCGACUCAAGAGGAGAUUCUGACGAUAUGGGCUCGUAGCUCUAUUGCACUAGAUGAGGCGAUGUGGGGAGGAUACUGGGUGUUUAACGCGCAGCAGUUUACUUUAGUCUUCCUGGCGCCCUCCAAAUUAGCGGCCGCAAAGAAGAUCUUUACUCCGAUUUUGGAAGAGUUAUUGCAGGGAAAGAAAGUCACACUCCAGUUCCAAUACGCAUUUGCUUCCUCCACCUUCCAGGAUUGGCACAAAACAGUCGAGGCGAUCGUUAGUCCCAAGACAGGGACAGAUCCCGUAGGAGACCGGGUCUUGAUGUCAUCCCGUAUCAUACCCUUGUCGGCAAUGAAGGAUCCCCGAGGCACUGCGAAAGCUAUUCUUUCCGCCCUGCCAGUUCGAAAUGAAUCUCUUACAACUCUUAUAGGUAAUGUAGUGAUAGGACCUGGAGUAAGAGCGGCAGAUCCAUCUGGACUGACAGCCGUAACACCAGCGUGGCGUGAGGGGAUCUGGCACUUGAUUGCUACGCAUACCUGGUCCUGGAAUUCAACAGAAGGUCAGAAGUCAACCAUAAGGAACGAUUUGAAGGCUUUCGCUCAGGCACUACAUAAGACCUACCCCGACUCCGGGGCUUACACAAACGAAGCCAGCAUUGAUGAGCCGCAGUGGCAGCGCUCUUUCUGGGGGCUCUCGAACUAUGGUCGCUUGAUAGCCACGAAGCAACGAGUUGACCCUCAAGGGCUCUUCGUUUGCAGCCAGUGCGUCGGCAGCGAGUUUUGGGACGAGACUGGAAACUGUCCACGACGCUAUUGAUACCGAACCUGAAACAUUUGCGUGCAUUACCAUUUUCCCCAAAGUGAGAUUCGUAGACUCGGUGUCUACACGGUACAAAUCCAACUCUUCACAAUCAACUAUCCACACAGAAAAGUGUCGAGGCAGGUGCAAUAAGGCAAGGAUAUGAACAACUCCAAAGAGCCUUGAGCUUGGAUGGAGUGUGUUCAAAAGUGUAAACAUUAGUGCACAUUGUGAAAUUCAGCUAUGUCUUCCUGUGUCGAGGUAGGAAGCAUAAUUAAAAAUCCUGGAUAUUU